Molecule: messenger RNA, 1903 nt
Organism: Papilio polytes (common Mormon)
Lineage: Eukaryota; Metazoa; Arthropoda; Insecta; Lepidoptera; Papilionidae
Product: sodium/potassium-transporting ATPase subunit beta-1-like
Exons: 7
Coding region: 106-984 (292 amino acids)
Biological process (GO): potassium ion import across plasma membrane; sodium ion export across plasma membrane; intracellular potassium ion homeostasis
Cellular component (GO): sodium:potassium-exchanging ATPase complex
Molecular function (GO): ATPase activator activity
Source: RefSeq, a predicted model, not a curated record
GUCGCAUAUAAACCGUCGAUGCGAGUAGUCGCUCGUUAUUGCAAAUCGAUGUUUCUAUCGUAACGUGACAUAAGUUGGUUUUUAUUUAAUCUUAAACGUGUACAAAUGGCUAGUAAAUCAAACGGUGUGGAUGGGUCAGAAUGGGCUCGGGCUCCGCCCCCUGCUAGGUCCUUUGGGGAUAGAAUUGCAAAAAUUUUUUACGACCCCAGUGACGGAAGCAUUUUGGGAAGAACGCCGAAGAGAUGGGGCAUAGCGGUGGUAUUCUACUCGGUGUUCUACGCGGUGCUGGCGUUGCUAUUCUCGCUGUGCAUGGGCGGCCUCUUCCUCACACUAGAUGACAACAAGCCUUCCUUCAUACUUGACAGCUCUUUGAUAGGUGCCAACCCUGGCGUGGCGUUUAGGCCGCGGCCAGUGGACGGUGUGACAGUAAAAAUUACAGACGACGCCUCCAGUGAUAGUUAUGUAAAAGAACUUAAGGAAUUUUUAGAACCGUACAUGAAAGAAAGCUGGUUCACCUCAAAGCGUGGCUGCUCAGUGGAGGACAACUACGGCUUUCCAGACGCGCCAUGCUUUUUUAUCAAGUUGAACAAGAUUUACGGAUGGAAGCCGGAUUUCUAUGAACUAAACGCUUUGCCGUCAGACAUGGACAGUAAUCUAGUGGAAUAUAUCACUGCCCUGGCACCUAAUGAGCGCGAGCAGAUCUGGAUCUCUUGCUGGGAGGAGAAGUUGAACGACACAAAGAUAGAGUACCCGUGGGGCAUGGGGCUGCCGGCCAGCUUCUACCCCUUCCUCAACGACGCGGGCUACAACAGCCCGCUCAUACCAGUCAAAGUCACACCAUCAGUGAGCAACAGUACCGCGGUGAUCCGCUGCCGGGCGUGGGCCAAAAACAUUGAAUACAACAAAAGCCUGAAAGAGCCGUCAGGUUACACCCGGAUACAAUUGCAACUGGGACAGUACGAGAAACUUGCUGCUGAUAUAUAAAUUAUUAAAAGUCAGGAAUGUAUCCCUUAAAAAUUAUGGUCACCCUACUUUCUGGAUGACUAGAAAACUCGUCGUCCAUUGUGAUUUUUAAAUAAUUGUAGCUACUUGAAGUACAUAAUCUAUACAUAUAAAAAUACGCAUGUCAUUUUAGUUUGUAACAUUGUAAAUUACGAGCUUGUAUGUUUGAUUUAAUAGUAUUUUAAGUACGUAAAUGCUUGUCAUUGAAAUAAUUUCUUUACGUUUAUUGAAAUUGUUUUAUUAAUUAGGCAUUCGACCCACCUGUUAGUGGUUAGUUCUUAGAAUGUGUUACUGUUUACAAUUUCCAUAAUAUUUAAGAAACUUAAAAUCCCUUGUAUUUCAACUUCGCUGUCAACCUAUUAGAGAGGGCUUAUACGGAAAAGUCGUACAACAUAAAUUGUACCACAUUUGUGCAGCGCCCUUACCGGCCGAAAAGUGCAUCAAUAAAUCACAAAUUCGAUGGCGUUACGAAUACGUUCUGGUAAGCAUUCGUGAUAGAACCUCAGAGUAGUAUUUUUUUAUUGAAUAUAUUUAAAUUCGUCUGUUAUUUAUAUUUGUCAUAUAAAUAUUCAUCACAUGUGUACUGUAAGUUUUCCACUAAGAUUAUCUUUUGUUUGUAAUACACAUAAUACAAAAGAAUUCGGAGCUAAUUAGUGUUUUUUUAAGAAUAAAAUAGAAUUUUAGGUUAUUUUAUACCAAUAUAAGAUAAAGUGAAAAAAGCCUUUUUUAUUCCUUACAAGUUUUUAUUUUGUAAUGAAUCUUGUCUUCUUAACUUUAGAUAUUUGCAUUUCCUUCAACACCUGUUUGUAUUUAGCAAAUAAAUAAGACCUAUUUAUAAUAAAAUUAUGUUAUUUGUUAACAAAAAUGUUGUUAAAACCAUAGGAUAAGUGUUUUAAAUAAU